AUAUGACUUUAUUCUGAUCUGUGACAGUGCAUUACUACGAGGAUGGGAAAUCCCCCCUGGAUGCACUGCGUAAGGCAGCAGCGAACUAUGCCUUGGCUAUAAAAUUGAAACCAAAGGAUGCUGAGUUGCAUUUCCAGUUGGGUGUGGUGCUGGAGGAACAUUACCAUUUGAAAGUGGUAUACGGAGUCAUGGAGACGGUCCAAGCAGAUGAUGUAGUAAAGCUGAGUGCUGCUGAGAUGUCUGGGAGAAAUGAAGAGAUCCUGGCAAUCUGUAAGCUUCAUGGCAUGAAGGGGCGGAACACAGUCGAGAUGCUGAAGGCAUUGGACGUGGAAUUUCACCACUUAAAGGAACAAGGACAGUCUGCAAAAGCUGACCACGUGCAGACACUCUACGACUGGAAAUCCAAGCAGUCUGCAGCGGACAGUAAACAUAAAUCAACACAGCCAGAUGAGCAGCAAUUCCUUGACUGGGCUUUUCUGAAAUACAUGGAUGCCGUAUCACUUCAGCCUCAAAUGUGGCAAUACAAUUUCCAUGCUGGACGUAUGUUGUUAUCUCAGAAGAAGAAUAACGAAGCAUUGAAACUUUUACAAACAGCCUUAGCACAGAAACCAACCGAGCCUUGCAUUAGGUUUUAUACAGGUCUGGUUGUGUUGGAUCGGGAUGAUGGAUUGGGCCCACAAACACGAUAUGCUAUUCAAUACCUGCAGCAGGGCUUAGAGAAAUUAUUGGCCCAGCUUCAGUUUCCAGAUGAGAACCCACCAAGUCACGAAGGCCCAAGUCUUCGAGCUCUAAAUCCGAUUUCUCUCCUGAACAUUCAGUUCCACAAAGGAAUAUUCAGGCUAGGAACAUUUCUCUUCAACCCGCCUGCAGGUCUACCGGAAAAAACAAUGACUCCUGAGCAAGUACUUACUUUUUCUGCAGAUUUAGCCGCCUGGGCUUUGUCCAAAUAUCCAUAUCGUGGAACUUUAGUUCAUGACUUGGAAUGGCUGCUUCUUGAGGCCCAUUUUACCCUUUUAGACUUGACUUGCAAAAAGCCAAAUGUGAAUGAUGAGUUCAUCAGUAGAAGAUGUCAGAAUUUGGCAUUAAUAUUAAAACACACCAACAUUCCAAUCUGCCAUGAACUACUAGAGAUGCAAGAAACGGUGUGCCAAUUAAGAGUCGAAAAGACUCCUUGUGAUAGUAACGCUCUGUACAUGCUUGGCCUGGCCCAGAUUGUCGACUUUGACAAUGAGACUACUCCAGCAAAAGCCAAAAUACUGAUUGAAGAGGCAUGCCUGAGCUUCAGAGCCAGCAUCAGCUUGGAGAACAAACCAAUGUCCGGAGAGCCGCCAAUGGAACUAAUCCAGCAGAAAUGGUGGCAGGAUUGGAAAUUGGACGAAAGCCAGAAAGCUAUGCAGCAGAAGCAGCAGAAAGUUGAGGCCAAGCAGGAGCUGAAGCUGGAUCAGCCAGACACAAAGGCUGCACCCUUUGCUUCUGGGUCGCGUCCUUCCUCCAAAUCUGUAAUUAGCAGAGUCAAAAUCCCUAGCAUAAGAGGAUCCGCAGGAGCAUCCAAAACGUCUCUAUCGGGCCGUUCCAAAGCAAGCGAACCAUCCAAACCUACCAGGGGGCGUGCAGCGGCCAAGACUUCUCCUGCACCAUCUACUACUGCUAAAGCAUCAGACCAGACUGCUGCCACUUCCAGUAACCAGCCUCAGACUAGUCGAGCACCAGAGAGCGAUACACCUGGGAUAAACCAUGUUUCCUUUGCAUAUCGCCUCGGACUGGCUCGAGCUUUAACACGUAUAGAUGAAAAAUCCGUCGAAGCUCAAAACUAUUACAAAGAAGUCAUUAAAAUGGCACCUGCGGUACACGAUGCUUACAUCGAGUUCGCAAAUCUUCUCCUGAAAACCGACCCCUUGCAAGCUGUGGACAUUUACGCUAAGUUUCCGGUGAAACCCAUCGAAGAACAGACCUACAAUGACGCGUUCAUUACUGGAGAAAUAGUCCGUCUUUUAAUGAAAAGUGAAAAAUACGAUGACGCUCGUCUGGGUCCAAAUAUGAUUGCUUAUGGGAAAGUGAUGGGACUCGCCUCCAUCGACGGUUACAUUAACACUCUUGACCAUAAAUUGAAGACUCAACUUCUGAUGAAGACCUACGCAGGGAUCCACGGGAAACCUCUCAACGAUCCAGAACUUCAAGCAUUCUUCACAUUCAAGCAUUGGAUAUAGAAUUACUUUGCUAUCAGUAAUAAAAUGGCACGUCAGCACCGAAAGAAUCUGAACAUCAAAUGCAUCCUGCCGAACACAAACACGUUAAAAGUUUUGGAAACUGCGUUCAACUUUCUAUAAGCCCAAACAAGCACCAAUUUCAGUGUUUUCCCUCAGUUUACUCAACACAUUCUGUACAUUCAAAGAUAAUUCUGUAGUUCCCAUCAUCAUUACAAGUUCUGAAGUGAUUCCCCCCCCCCCCCCCCCCCCCCCGUAACAAAAGUUGAAAUGAUUGAACCCUCACAAAAUCUCCAGGAUUAUAAUUGGUUAUUUAUUUGACUAAAUAAUUCCCAUCAUUUUCCAGAAGCUAGCGUUUAUAUUGAACUACAUUUGUAUAUGACUACUCCUCAAUGUAGUUUACAUAGUUUACUAACUACGUUUGCCACUAUGAAGCUUUACAAUAAUCUGUUUUACUUUCAACAGCAGUUCGUGGUAAUUCUGGAGUAUAUUCCACUCAAGAAUUCUCAAGCCAUUCGUCCCAAAAUUGGUAGUUCCCAUCAAGUGAUGCUUUCUCAUUUUAUUUUAUGCCACCUUGCUGCAGUACCUCUUCAAAUUCAUAGGCAGAAUCAUUUGUAAUUUAUUGCUAUCUCAAGCUAAUUCAUGUUUAACCUCCGGUGGACUUGAAUUAAAUUAUUA
Messenger RNA from Amblyraja radiata (thorny skate), 2882 nucleotides. RefSeq lists its product as uncharacterized. The record is from RefSeq and is a predicted model, not a curated record. Gene Ontology annotation, molecular function: protein binding. Bases 189 to 2207 code for a protein of 672 amino acids. Lineage: Eukaryota; Metazoa; Chordata; Chondrichthyes; Rajiformes; Rajidae. The transcript has 12 exons.